CAGUUUACCGCCAACGCUUGCAUGGGUUUCAUGUCAACCGACACCACGACGGUUACUGUCCGUUAACGUAAACGUCAAAUUUUAAUAAUUCUUCUUUAAUAAACUUGACAGUGUGACUUAUUGUACAAAAAAAGGAGGUCAUAAUCGUUCGGAAACUUGCGUCAUAGAUUCACAAGUGAUAGAUAAGGUGAUAAGCGGAAUCGAUAUAUGUUUUUUUUUUUUAAUAUAGUACAAAGUUUGGGAGUUUUCGUAAAGUGAUGCAGCGGGAAUGUGCAUUGUCGGAUGUAUUAUAAUCGAGUUUUGGCUUGAACGAGAUACCUGCGUCCGGUGUCCGUGCAAGGCGUGAUGGAGCACGCCCUACAGCAUCGGGAGCGAGUGGGCGUGCAGGACUUUGUGCUGCUCGAAGACUUCCGAUCCGAGGCAGCCUUCAUUGACAACUUGAAGAAACGAUUCCACGAGAACAUUAUUUACACCUACAUCGGAAAUGUGCUGAUUUCCGUGAAUCCAUACAAGAACCUGCCGAUCUACACAGAGGAAAAACAAAAAUUAUAUUACAAGAAAGCCUUCUUUGAAGCUCCACCGCACGUAUUCGCUAUUGCCGAUAACGCGUACAGAUCUUUGAUAUAUGAACAUAGAGAACAAUGCAUCUUGAUCUCAGGUGAGUCUGGAUCUGGUAAGACUGAAGCAUCCAAAAAGGUUCUUGAAUAUAUCGCAGCACGUACCAACCACUUGCGCCACGUGGAAAAUGUCAAAGAUAAGCUGCUACAAAGUAACCCCUUACUGGAAGCCUUCGGUAAUGCCAAGACACACAGAAAUGACAACUCCAGUCGAUUCGGCAAGUACAUGGACAUUCAGUUCAACUACGAAGGAGCUCCCGAAGGCGGACACAUCUUAAACUACUUGCUGGAGAAGUCGAGAGUAGUUAGCCAGAUGUCCGGUGAAAGGAACUUCCAUAUCUUCUACCAGUUACUCUCUGGUGGUGAUCAGGAACUGUUGAAGCACUUGAGACUACAGGGAACGCCAGAAGUUUACAAAUACACAACUGACAUGGUUACUCCAAAUAGUCAGAAGAUGAAUGACGCGGAACAAUUCCGAACUGUCAGAGAAGCGAUGAAGAUUAUCGAGAUAGCAGAAAAUGAGCAAACUGAGAUGUUUGAGAUAGUUGCCAGUGUGUUGCACCUUGGGAACGUGAAGUUUGUGCAAAACGAUAAGGGCUACGCUGAGAUACUUAAUCACGACGCUAAUAGUGGAAACGUCGCUGAGCUUCUAAAACUAAAUACAACUAAACUUCGAGAAGCCCUUACCAGCCGCACCAUAGAGGCUCGUGGAGAUGUGGUCACCACACCCCUUGACCUAGAACAGGCGAAAUACGCACGAGAUGCGCUCGCCAAGGCUUUGUAUGAAAAGCACUUUAGAUGGCUCGUCUCCAGAGUCAACUCCGCGUUGGCGCCCAAGGAAAAAGAUCCGCGUGCGUCUGUAAUUGGAAUACUUGACAUUUAUGGAUUCGAGAUUUUCCCGAAGAAUAGCUUUGAACAAUUCUGCAUCAACUUCUGCAAUGAAAAACUACAGCAGCUUUUCAUCCAGCUGACUCUAAAGUCAGAACAGGAGGAGUACCUCCGAGAGGGCAUCGAAUGGGAACCGGUCGAGUAUUUCAAUAACAUCAUCAUUUGUGAUCUCAUUGAAGAAAGACAUAGAGGUAUAAUAUCGAUCCUGGAUGACGAAUGUCUCCGUCCCGGAGACGCAACAGACCUCAGCUUCUUGGAGAAGUUGUCUCAACGUCUGGACGGACACGCGCACUACAAAUCACAUCAGAAGGUCGACUCGCGAACCCAGAAACUAAUGGGACGUGAUGAGUUCUGCCUGGUCCACUACGCAGGCGAUGUGACGUACAACGUCAACACCUUCAUAGAAAAAAACAACGACUUGCUGUUCCGAGACUUGCAAAGCGUCAUGGCGUCCAGUGGAAACAACAUCGCCGGGGAUUGCUUUAAGGACCUGAACCUGGCAAGCAAGAAGCGCCCAGAGACAGCCAUCACUCAAUUCAAGAACUCAUUGAAUGAACUAAUCAAGAUCCUGAGCAGCAAAGAGCCGUCCUACAUCCGAUGCAUCAAGCCCAAUGAUUUCAAAACUCCAAUGCACUUCGACGACAAGCUGGUUUCGCAUCAAGUGAAGUACCUCGGGCUGAUGGAGAAUCUGCGCGUGCGUCGCGCCGGCUUCGCGUACCGACGGACGUACGAAGCGUUCCUCGAACGAUACAAGUGCCUGAGCCCAGACACUUGGCCUAACUUCCGCGGUCCCGCCAGAGAAGGCGUCCAGAAACUCGUCGAAGCGAUGAGAUACGAAAAGGAGGAGUUCAGAAUGGGCAACACAAAGAUCUUCAUCCGGUUCCCAAAAACUCUAUUUGAUACCGAAGACGCAUAUCAAAUUAAAAAGAACGACAUAGCCACUAUAAUCCAGAGCCGCUGGCGAGGUUAUAGUCAGCGAAAGCAGUAUCUCAAGAUGAGAGCAGCUGCUAUCGUCAUUCAGAAGUGGGUCAGGAGGUUCCUAGCUCAGAAGCUCAAGGAGAGGAGACGGAAGGCGGCUGACGUCAUCAAGGCCUUCAUUAAAGGUUUUAUCACCCGUAACGGACCGGAGACCGCGGAAAACCGUCGUUUCCUCGGCAUAGCCAAGGUGCACUGGCUGAAGCGCCUGUCGACGCGUCUGCCGAGCCAUUUGCUGGACAUGUCGUGGCCGGCGUGCCCCGCCACCUGCCAGCAGGCGUCCCGCGAGCUGCAGCACAUGCACCGCCGACACCUGGCCAGGAAGUACCGGCUCGCCCUCUCGCCGACUGACAAGAAGCAGUUCGAGCUCAAGGUGCUGGCCGAGAAGAUGUUCAAGGGAAAGAAGAACAGCUAUCCUAGCAGCAUACGCGAGAGGUUCGUCGACGACCGCCUGUCGGAGGAGCAGCGCGCGUUGCGGGGCACCUUCAUGGCGUCCCCGGCGUGGCCCGCGGGCGAGAAGUUAAUUUACUCGUGCGAGGCGGUGAAGUACGACCGGCGCGGCUACAAGCCCCGCGCGCGCGCGCUGCUCGCGUCCGACGCCGCGCUGUACGUGCUGGACGCCGCCGCGCGCAAGACCUACAAGCUCAAGCACCGCCUGCCGCUCGACAAGCUGCGCGUCGUCGUCACCAACGAGACCGACGAGCUCGUGCUCGUCAAGAUCCCGCAGGAGCUCAAGAAGGACAAGGGUGAUCUGAUAAUCUCCGUGUCGCACAUUAUCGAAGCACUCACCAUCGUCACCGACUACACCAAGAAACCCGAGCUGAUCGAGAUCGUAGACACGAGGACAAUUGCGCAUAAUUUGGUGAAUGGCAAACAAGGAGGAACCAUCGAAGUGACCAACGGCCCGCAACCCGCUAUCCAGCGUGCCAAGAGCGGAAACUUGCUUGUGGUUGCCUCUCCAUAAAGUGCCAGUAUUAAAAAGAAGUCGCUAUUCAUUUUUUAUUCGCCAUAUUGAUUUUUUAUUGCAGUCAUUUUAAAUAUAAAAAUAAUUAUAAUUUUAAUUUAUUCAUAAUUUGAAGUUGAAUUGUCCAUAUUAAAUUUUAUAUUAAUUAUUAAAAUAGCUUGUUUCGUAUGUUUCUUUCUGUA
This is a messenger RNA of Vanessa tameamea, 3626 nucleotides long. It is a transcript of the gene Myo61F, whose product is annotated as unconventional myosin IC. NCBI's taxonomy places the organism in Eukaryota, Metazoa, Arthropoda, Insecta, Lepidoptera, Nymphalidae. Gene Ontology annotation, cellular component: vesicle; actin cytoskeleton; cytoplasm. Gene Ontology annotation, molecular function: actin filament binding; ATP binding; microfilament motor activity. The transcript is spliced from 20 exons. The record is from RefSeq and is a predicted model, not a curated record. The coding region runs from base 346 to 3444 and encodes 1032 amino acids. Gene Ontology annotation, biological process: actin filament organization; vesicle transport along actin filament.